GCGCGCUUUUUCUUCCCCCUUUCCUUCCUUCCUGCAGUCUCGGCCCUUCUGCCGUGAAAAGGAGGCUGUGAAGUCUGGGCUGUCCGCCGCCACUGAGCCGAUCCUGAACCAGCUCGCAGGUACAGUGGAAUGGCAGCAGAGCGCCUGCUGACGGACCGGAGCCCGCGCUCAGCUGUCGUUCCGGGGUCUUGAAUAGCUCGCGACCGCCGCUGGAGCCUCGGAGCCUGGAGGAGCCGCGGGUGGAGCUGCAGCCUGUCAGGCCGAGCCGAGCCGAGCCGAGCUGCUGUCAUCUCCCGCCCUGUUAAUGAUGCUCAGCAAGCUGCAGAACUGAAGCAUCGGCAACCCGAAAGCAGACCAGAGCAUUUUUCACUGCUCCCUCCCCCUCAGUGUCCCUGCAGGCUGCAGCAUGGAGCGUACCGGCAGCAUACAGCUGGACAUCCCAGACUUCAGUAACUCUGUUCUUUCUCACCUGAACCAGCUGCGUGUUCAAGGCCGUCUCUGUGACAUCGUGGUCAAUGUUCAGGGCCAAAGCUUUCGUGCACACAAGGUCGUACUAGCUGCCAGCUCGCCAUACUUUCGGGACCACAUGUCUCUGAGUCAGAUGAGCACUGUGUCACUGACAGUGAUCCGUAAUCCAUCAGUGUUCGAGCAACUGCUGUCCUUUUGCUACACGGGCCGUCUCUGCUUGCAGCUUGCAGACAUCAUCAGCUACCUGACAGCUGCCAGCUUCCUGCAGAUGCAGCAUAUUAUUGACCGCUGCACCCAAAUUCUUGAGGGUAUCCACCUAAAGAUCAGUCUGGCUGACCUGGACGAAGAGUCCAGGGAUGACGAGGUGGCACGGGGCUCCAGGAAUAGUAGGACAUUGGAGGCCGUGGUGCGAGGAGGGAGUCACAGUGGUCUGCGGCUGGUUGGCCCACGGGGAGGUGCAGAGCCGUGUGAAGCAGUCAGUCCAGCAGAAGAGCCACUUAGCCCAGCUCCAGCGGUGGAGCACAGUGGGCUAGAAGGGCCAGGGACCACCAGUGGAAGAGCAGGCAAAGAACCGAUACUACGUAUCAACCGAGCUGGUCAGUGGUAUGUGGAGACCAGCAGUGAACCGGAACGGACCGGCAGCGCUGAGGAGGGCAGCAUGGAUGGGAUCAGGAUAAAAACAGAGAGGAUGGAGGAAUGGAUUGGAACAGAAGAGCACCAGGAGGAGGGAGGGCCAAUGGAAGAGGGGGCCACGGUGAUGAUUGACACAUCAGGACGCAGUACACUGGUGACUGGACCGGUAGGAGCGCUGGGGACCCGUAGUAUCCAGCCAUCCUCCAGCUUCAGUGAGACAGACAGGUUUAGUCCCACUGGCAGCGUGGUCGUCCUCACAGAACGUCAGAGAGCAAAGAGCGAGUCUCCUAGCAGGGCAGAUGAGUUGCGACAGCCAAGCUCACAGGGAGAGGAGCAUACAACGUUUGAUAUGGGCGGUUAUGAGGACUACUUGAGGGAGCAGGUAGGAGAUCGCUGGUUCCGCUACAAUCCACGCCUCACCUGCAUCUACUGCUGCAAAUCCUUCAACCAGAAAGGGAGCCUAGACCGUCACAUGCGCCUACAUAUGGGUAUAACACCAUUUGUCUGCCGCAUCUGUGGGAAGAAGUACACCCGUAAAGACCAGCUGGAGUACCAUAUCCGCAAGCACACCGGCAACAAACCUUUCCACUGCCACGUUUGUGGGAAGAGCUUCCCCUUCCAGGCCAUCCUCAACCAGCAUUUCCGCAAGAACCACCCAGGCUGUGCACCCCAGGAAGCCCACAGCGCCUCCCCUGAGACCACCACCGCUUCAGUUACAUCCAGGGGUGGUCCCAGUGAUGAGGCCUCCCCCAGUCAGGAGGAAUCUGAAGGUGGAGGAGGUAAUAGUGCUGGAGGGCAAUAUGGAGAGGGUCCCCAAGCCUCUGUUUCUACAACAGGACCAGACUGACCCCAGUGAAGGAAGGAACAUGGGGUGGGGGGGUGAGUGGGGCAGCAUGAUCCUGUUGUAACCAAAGCUAACAGGAUGUUAAACCCGCUGAAGUCAAAGGACCCCUCAGAGUCUGAAAUGAGAUUUAUCCGCUUUAAACCGCAUCUACCUUCACCUACUAAACCGAACAGAUUAAGCUAAAAUGAAGAAAUUCCACACACUCCAACAACCUCAUGCCACAAAAUUCAGUGGUUCUCGUUUGCCUCCGCCUAGUUUAUGUUACAGAUUUCUACUUUUAUAUUUACAGGUAUUACUGGUCCACAAUGCAGCAUCACAACAGCAUGUCUGGUGGAGACUUUGCCAAACUACUCAGUGCCAGUUAAACAAUUCAAAUCCUUCAUAUUUGCCUUGAGACAAUCUGGAGCCGUUGGAUGAUGAUGAUAAUAAUAAUAAUAGUAGUAGUAAUAAUAAUAAUCUUAUGCGUUCUAUAAGUGCCAUAAUGGCGUUAAAAGGUAUAGUUGCACAAAAAGGUUCAAUGAGAAACUUAAAACUAUUUAGCUGAAGGUGCAUCCCAGUGUGAUUGGAGUUUCUGAUCUUUCCCCAUUUUCCUGCAUUUGGCACGAUUCAGGAUAGAUAAAGGUAUUACACUACACACUUUGACACUACGUACAUACCUCACUGUACAGCACAAAAAACUGCAGUCACAAUCCUCUGUUUCACAAAUAUGAUCAUCCAUCAAAAAUUGUAAAAUAUAUUGGGAGACAGUAGAAGGACGAUGUAAGUGGACUGGUUCUUAUGUAGCGCUUUUCUACUCUGAGCACUCAAAGCGCUUUAUGCAACUUCCCUCAUUCAUGAAUUCACACAAACACUUUGCUGUGUGCUUUCUGUCUAACAGUCACACACAUUUGAGCAACUUGGGGUUAAUAUCUUGCCCAAGGAUAUUUGGAUUGGAGAUUAGAGCAGCCAUGGAUCGAACCACCGACCUUCCAGUUAGAGGGUGACCUGCUCUACCUCUUGAGUCAUGGCCACCUGUGUGUGCCCAGUGGAAGAAUCGCAGGUGUAGAUGAAUAUACACUUGGCCGAUAAAAAUCUGCAAAUGUUUAAUGUUAUUAUUUUUGAUCAAGAAUAGUCAAAAACCCAAAAACCUGCAUUUUAAAAGAGAGAAGAUUUGCUUUCGUCACUGUGAACUAAAUUUUUCUUUGUUGGGGUUGUGAACUGCUGUUCACAAAGUUUUUAACUAUUAGUGCAUCUCACAAAAAUAGAAUAUGGAGAAAAAGUGUGGCUCUGCUAAGAUGCUAUUGAAGCUGCUCUGAUGCCAACUUCGUGUGGAUUUUUGGAUCAGGUUUUCACAUCUUCCUCGAAAAUACUCCAUAGUCUCUGUGGGGUUUAGGUCAGGUGACUCGGCUUGCCAAUUAAGUGGAGUAAUAGCAUUGUUGGUAACCAUUUGGUAGUAGUUUUGGAGCUGUAGUCAGGUCAGUCAUGUUGGCAAAGGAAAUUUGCACCGGCAUCACUAGAUAGAAACAUGCAGUCUGUUAAUGCAGCCGUCUUCCUGGAAGUUUAUCCUUUGACAUAUAAAAACUCUCCACUCAGCCGGCCUUUUCAGCAGUGACCGUCUGUGGCUUACCUUCCUUGUGGUGGAUGUUAAUGAUCGUCAUGUGGAGAGCCGUCAGGUCAGCAGUCUUCCCCAUGACUGUGAUUGUGUACGAGUCUGAGACAGAUACUGUGGUUUGAAUAGAAAUGUCCUAAAACGAUAAAGACCUCAGUGCAGUAUCUCGGACAGUUUGAAAUACUCCAUUUCUAAUUUUCUUGAGCUAUAAGCGAUCUUCAAAAAUGCUUGAAAAUAUUGACUUUGUGUGUAAUUAAUAUAGAAUAUAUGAAAAUUACCAUUGUGAAUGAAAUUGCCAAAAUAAUCACUUUUUCACUGUAAAUUUUUGAGAUGCACUAGUAUAUCCCAUUGCCUUCAACAGAGAAUGCAACAUAGGUCAUGUGACUUAUUUGCGUCACAUGAAAACUAUUACGUGCUUUCAUGUGAUCCUGUGAUAAAGUCACAAGUUUGUAUGUAUGCACAAGUAUAUCCCUGAGAAUCAAAUCAUCAGCUUUCCGCUUCUCUGGAUGUGCACGGGAUGUGUCGUAGGACAGAUAUUGAGAGGGAUUCUCACGCUUCAUGCAGGCAAAAUGGAUGGAAAAAUGUCUGUGGGGACUCCGGUCACACUGGGUUAAUGAAUUUGGCAUGAAAUGAAUAGAACUUCCUUACAAUAGUGUUUUUAUUGUGGCAGUUGAACUCAGUUUCUACAGCAGGUUUUAGAUCACACUUGACCACCAACAAACUCACAGCAGGAAAACUGGACAUUGUCCAGCCUCAGAUAAGCUACACAGCUCAAUUACCUCUCAUCACUACGCAAUACAGCUGCAGCACAGCACCACCAGGAAGCGCUCUGCUCCACUCCCACAGAGAUCUCAGUCACUUUUCUCAGAUAUUUUUAUAAACAAACAUGUAUUUAUUGUUUUUCUUCGGUUUUCUUGGACACUUUCUUGCUCUGACAACGGGUGUGAUGGAAGACAGCUUGUUGUUUGAGGAGAACAAGAUAUUGGGACGACCCGAUCAGUAUCUUGUGUGACAGUUAGUGACGCAUUUAAUCUACUGCACUUACCAACAAGCCUGCGGGAAAAAAAUCAGACUGAAACUAAGAGUGAAGCACAGGUGAAGCACAGGUAUUCAAGACACCGACACAGUAGAAAGGUCUGCUGAAGUGACUCCAAUUAUAGUCAGCACACCGAUCAAAGUCGAAUCAAAAUUUAUUGUCAUCGCUACUGUGAACACAGUGUACAGAGAGACGAGACGACGUGGCUCCAACUGCUGUUGUGCAACAAAACUAAAAAUAUGACUCGUAGAUUAAAAAAACAAUAUAAAUGGGUAGAAAGUCUUAUAUAUAAGGGGGCCAGACCCCACUGACAUAGCUAAACAAAUGCAUUAUUAUUAAAAAAAAAACCUCUCACCAUAAAGUGUCAGGAAAAGGGAAAUGAUCUCUUCUGGUCUCUUUGGGGAAUACUUCGCCUUAGAGCAGGGGUGGGAAACUCCGGGUCUUAAGAGCUGAUGUCCUGCAGGUUUUAGAUGUGUCCUUGAGCCAACACAGCAGAUUUAAACGGCUAAAUGACCUCCUCAACAUGUCUUGAAGUUCUCCAGAGGCCUGGUAAUGAACUAAUCAUUUAAAUCAGGUGUGUUGACCCAGGGUGAGAUCUAAAACCUGCAGGACACCGGCCCAUGAGGCCUGGAGUUGGACACCUCUGUGGCUACUUGAUGAACUGUAGUUUUUGGCUUUGAGGUUACUGCUUAGUCCCAGUAUAAAUAUUACCUCAUUAGGUUGUCAAUUUUUACUUAUCCGUGAGUGUGUAACUGUAUUCCAAGGGUCAAUAUUUUUUUUUUACCGGAUAGUAAAGAUCGUAAAAUAAUACAUUAAUAUGCUUGCCUUAUUUAACCUAUUAAAAAUAUUAGUUUUGGGAAAGUUCAAAAAUCCUAUAACUUGUUGAGCACCACAGCGCUGCCACAGAGGAGUUCACCUUCACUCCUGAUGUCAUAGACAUGAAACGGUGACACUGUUGAGGAUAAAUGGAGUCUUUGCAUAAAAAGGUAGACCACAAAAUAUAUACAUUUGAGUACAUGAACAGGACACAUGUUACUUAACCUUGGCUUCGUUUUUGUGUGUAGAGUGCAGUAGAGGUAAUGCGUCACUGACAAUAGAUGGUUCUGAUCUGGAUGAACGUUGAUUGGAUAUUGACAAGCCAAACCCUGAUAGACCAGAUGGAUGUAGUGGCCAGGCCUUGGAGCUGAACUUCAGAAGCCUCCUGUGAUCAGAGUUGACCUGUCGGAGGGCGGGAGCAGGUCGGACUAUCUGGCAACCAAAGGAAAGAUGGCGUGGCCGCGUGGGCCCCUCAAAACGCCAAAACAACUAAACCUCUUAUCAAUGAGGGAGAACGAGAAGGUCACAAAGUUUUUGUAACAAGAGAACAAUAACAAAUCUACACACAUUAUAAGACAAAUGUAUUUAAACUACUAAGAUGUUUUUGUUUUGUUUUUUAAAUAUGAUUAAUGUAAACAAGCUAGGAGUAGGCAGGUAGCACACAGAUGGGCUGUUACUGUUUUCUUCUACAGAGCUGUGAAACAGAUUCUCAGUGGAUGGUCAAUUUUUUUAUGCAAGUGAAGCCAGCGGCUCUGUCCUCAAUCGAGUGAUUGGAGAUUUUGUCCCAGAUGCCACUGCAGCCACUGCCGCUAGGCUCACACUUCAGGCUAACCAGGAUAUCAGGUAUACAAACUCUUUUCUUUUAUUCAAAGAAUUGGAUGUUUACCUUUCCCACGUAGCAGUAUGCUAACAGCUAAACCUCAGUGCAGUAUGCACGCUGCAGAAAUAAAACUUACCUGUAAACAAAAAAAAGCAGCAGGGAAGGCAUCCUCACGAGUCGCCGUAGAGGUCGGCAAAACCAAGACUGGGAAAUAUGAAACAGAAAUGAGCAUGGUGACCUCAAGACCUCUUUCCACAGAAUGUGUGGAUGUCUGCCACAGUCUGGGUCGGUGUAUAAGUAUGUGGUGAUCUUGCCUCUAACAGAUGUUUAAGUUUUGUCUGCUGUGUUGGGCUGGAACGUGACUUUGAGCAGGUGUUUUGAAAGAAAUCGCGACUUUUAGAAGCAACCAAAAGGGGCUGAAUACAAUGACUCAUGCAGGAAAUAUUGUGUAAAAUUAAGCAAACAUUAUUCAAUUAAGUUCCAUUCAACAGUCACCCCCAAGGUGCUGUGUAUUGUAAGUUAAAGACCCUACAGAAUAACGGGGAAAAGCACAUUUAAAAAAUAUUUCAUGUUCCAUAAAGUGACAAUCAAAUGAUUUUAGCUGCUAAUUAAUAAUUAAAUUCUUUGAACAAAAUCACCUAAAUGGACAUUACUUCUGGAAGGUAUUUAGUAUUUCAUCAUGGCUCGAGCACAUUCAAAUCAGGAGCUGAUUAAAAACUAUUUAAAACCAGCCGUGAUUAUACAGAUUAAACAGAGCAACGUGCUGGGAGGUAUGUGACAUGACAAAGAGCAGCUCGAGUCAUUUGCCUGAACCCGCAUCUAGCAGGAGCUAACGUGUGACUUUACAGUACAUUUGUGUAUUCGUGUUACUUCCUGCAUCAUUUUUUCAGGUCAAAUGUAUCCAUUGUAUUGUAGUCUUAACAUGUUAUGUUAGCAAAAUAAUCUUUAUAUUGUAAGGUAGACCCUACAGUAAUCCAUAACUAAUAUAGCAGUUGAGGACUUUUCAGUGUGGAACUCUUUAGUUUUGUUGAUAUAAGGCUAAAAAGAAGACGUUGGCAGUUACCUGCUACUUCUUCUUGUAUUUAAACGUGAACUAAAAAUCCACAGGUACAGGGCUUUCCUGCCUCAGAGUGGGCCUUUUUGGGGGUAACAACUAGAUUGGUCUGCAUGUAGUUGUGUAGUAUAGACUGUUUCAGCAUUGUAUUGCUGUUUCUGGCCAUUGACCAACAAAAAUGCCUUUUAUUCCUGAGAACCCCCCCCCCCCCCCCCCCCCCAAAAAAAAAAAAUUAAAAGAAAUGUGUGUGCCACCAUUUUUGUAAAAUCCCAGAUGCAUAUACUUGUUUUAUCACAUAUAAAGUCCAGUACCAGAAAGCAUAGCCCAAAACACUGUUUCAGCUUCAAUAAUAUUUUCUGCACAGGUCAGGAUUCAGCCCCUCUAUUGAUUCAAUUACCGACAUCAUGUAGAUGAUUUAAGACCUGAGCGUUUCUUCAUGUUUCAUAAGAAAUCCGGUUCAUUUUGGUUCACUUUGUGUUUUACAUUUAUCAGGAAUUAUCCAAUGUAUAGAAAACUUUUUAGAGCAGUGAUCAUGAGAAGCACUUCAAAGAGACAUUUCUGACAAAGAACAAAAGAUUCGAGUUGCACAUGUUGACCUGUUCCAGCGUAAAGACAUUAACUUGGGGUUUCCGACCACCAUAGAUCCAGGAACAAACAGAUCGGCCUUCUUUUCUCUGUUUCAUAUUCUGUUUCUGCUUCCUCCUCUUUGCUCUGAGUUGUAGGAAAGCAGGGAAGACUUCAUGUUUUCACUGAGCAAUACAUCAUUUCAAGUUAUUGUUGGUAACAAGCUGCUCCCUUCUGGUUCAGUGUGGUCCUACUUGAGAAAUCUACAGGAGGAAAAGUUGGCUUAGAGCUGCAUUCAGAAACAACUGCAUUUCAAACUUGGUCAUAAGAGAACUGCUCAAUCAAGUCUUUCUCUGCUCAAACAUGCAGCAUUGACAGUUUGCCUAUAAGGCACCAACAGCAACCCAAUCUUCAUGAAUCUGUCCAGUGGAAAUGACAGAUUUCAGUCUAUAUUCAAAUUAUCAUUCUGUUGCACAUCAGACUUGUAUAGUUAUACGCAAAAAUAUUAAGAAAAACUUGGUAAAAGCAAGCAAAUGUGUCUCAAUUCACCCAAAAUGGGUUGUGAAGUGUAGUGAACACUGAACUGUAAGAGGGAAGGUGCUCAAUUGAACCAUCGUCUGUGCAGUGAAAUGGCCUCGCCUAGCGUUCUUAAAUGUUGUUCACUCGUUAAUUUCUGAAGUAAACUUGCCUGUAUCUGCUGUUUGUCCAGUCCCUUGGAGUCACAGACAUAACAAUCUCUGUCAUUAUGCUCAACAACACGAGCGAUGCAGCAAUGAGUCAGACAUGAGUAAAUGUUAAGGCUCAUCGCAGUGUUCACCGUUACUUCAGCCGCGUUUGCUUUAAACACAGACGGCCCAAAUCAGACUUUUCCUCCUCGAUGAUUUCUCAUGUUCUGAUCCACUUUCAUCCUCAAACUGUGAAAAACAGCGGAACCUCCUCAUGAUCCUCACGUCUUUGAUCCAGUCAAGGUUCCAGCUCAUUUGCUUUAUUCAGAAUGCUAAACCUUAGUUCAAUUAUCUUGUAAUAGGUGCAGUCUAAAUUUUCUUUUUCCUACCUGGAUAAAUCAAGUGUUUAGCACAUGAAUAUCCAGUAACGUUGACCACAACAUGCCUAACCAUAAAUCAGAUCAUUUAACUAUAUUCACGUAAUAACUCUUUAAUGUUGAUUCCUCAGAGUAUAUCCUAAUAUAUCAAUGCAGAAAAUAAGUCAAAGUAAACAAAUUUUAGAUAGUAAAUUAACUUUUAAUACUGUACUUUUUUUUUUUUUCUUGAAGAGGAAGUACUUAAGUUCUGUAGUAGAUGAACCUAAAAGGUUUUAUGUGAACAUCUUUUAUGUUGCAUGUCUAUUGCUAAAUCAUGUUGGUGGAGGGUGUGGGAGGGUGGGGGGAUGUGAGGCCAAAGGUCAGUUAGUUUAGAUAAAUGUGAAGAUGCUUACUUUCACUAUGACCACUAGAUCACUCACAGGUUGCAUCUCCUUCAAAGGAAAUAAAGCACUUUAAGUGACAAAUGCCACCGACUCGCCUCUGUCUCCAACAGCAUUCACAAACGUGCGCGUAUGAACGUGACACACACAUCUGGAGCACUACUCUCUCACCUGUUUUCCAUGAACAUGUUUAGAAGUGCCUCAAACUGAAUGCUGCAACUACUCCUACUACUACUAAAAAUAAAAAAAAAAUUGUAUAAAAAUAAAAAAAGUUUGUUGUUAUUGCAGUGUUCCGAACACCUUCAUCCAAAACGCUCAGAAUUAAAGUAUUUUAAUGCGUUAAGAUUUUCUGCUCUUUAAUAUCUUAAGUUAUUGGAUGUAAAUCCUCGCGUUUCUUGGCACUUUGUCAGGUGUGGAUGGUUUUUUUUUUUUCCGGUCCUUGUGGAGAAUCUGGAUGGUUUUCAGUAACCCCGGUUCGGGCUGACAGGGCAGAUGCUCCUUGCCCUCCAUGUGGUCUCUUUUCAAGUUCAGUUCCUUUUCUUUUUCAACUGAAGCCACGGUGAGUAUCUCAAGGCGGCGAUAUUCAGCAACACUGUUAUUUCAUUUGUUUUGCAUUUAUUUACUUAAAUCAAUUACUGUGGAAACACUUUUGAAAGCUGCAUCUUUUCUAAGUCACCCUGAUCGCUGAUUUGAGACCGGGAAGACGAGACACCAACCCAUCCUCAGGGGUGAUCAGCUAGUGGAUUCCCGGCGCCGGUCCCAAGCUUGGAUAAAUCUAACUGCUGUGACGUCUUGUUGGGAAAUGAGGGAGAAGCACCAAGGCA
This is a messenger RNA of Oreochromis niloticus (Nile tilapia), 10069 nucleotides long. RefSeq names its product zinc finger and BTB domain containing 37 (gene zbtb37). Lineage: Eukaryota; Metazoa; Chordata; Actinopteri; Cichliformes; Cichlidae. Bases 407 to 1948 code for a protein of 513 amino acids. The transcript is spliced from 4 exons. Gene Ontology annotation, molecular function: protein binding; RNA polymerase II cis-regulatory region sequence-specific DNA binding; DNA-binding transcription factor activity, RNA polymerase II-specific. The record is from RefSeq and is a predicted model, not a curated record. Gene Ontology annotation, biological process: regulation of transcription by RNA polymerase II.